GAUUCUUUUUGUAGAUGGCGAGUUGUCUAUGUGUGAAAUAGUUUGUGGUGAACGACGAUGCGCGUUGAAAUCUGUAACACUCUGUGUUGAUAGUGAUGUGGAACUUUGCGAUACUGGAAAUAUGACGAGAAUAAAUCCAUUUGCUAAAAUUUCUUUUUUAGUACUUGCAAUAAUACUUGUUGCAAUACCAGAAUGCUCGUCCAUACUAUCAGAUAAGAGAUUAUGUUAUGACCCAAAGUGUUCAGAACCUGUAUCAUUCGCCAGGACUACGUUGAAGUAUAUAGCUGGAGAAAGGGGCAUGGUCUCCGUGCCAAUGAGUGAAAUUGUAACUGUUUACAGCAAAGGUGCCGGCAGAAGACCAGAUUUGUGGGGUGUAGAGUUCGAUGGUAACCGUGGAUACAUACCAAAAAAUUUUUUAAAGGAAUUUAAAGUUUUAAAGAAAAACUUGACUUACGAAGUACCUACUGAAGUUGUAAAUAAUAUUAAUAAUAACAACAAUGAUAAAAAUAAUAACAUUGAUAAUAUUAAUAAUGAUAUCAGUAAUGUAAAAAAUAUUCCAUUAAAAAAUAAUGAAAAUAAACCUGACUCUAUUCCGAUAUAUAGUAGUCUUUCCAAUAAUAAUAAUAAUAAUAAUAAUAAUAAUAAUAAUAAUAAUAAUAUCGAUGCAUCUAUUCCAACUACCAAUGAAGAAAAUACGAAGCAAUCCAUGCAUGAAACAGAAAGUAUAUCUCCAUCGUAUAACGUAAUAGAUGGUACUACAAUUUUUGUAAAUAGGGAAGAAUCAUCUGUGCAACCGAGUUAUACUUCCGUUAUAGAAACUGCGUCUUUGUCAAAUAAUAAAGAAACGGAAGAUGAUAUUAAUAACGGCAUAAAGCCAACUGCUACGCAAAUUGAAUUAGAUGUACCAAUUAAGUUGCAACAAGAAACUGACUUUAAAGGAGAAGAAUUAAAGUUUGUUACUUAUAACGACACUUCCAGUAUACAUAUUAAAACAAACGAAUCUGCAGUCGAAUUGCAAUUAAAUGAAAAUAAUAAUGUAGAUUCCUUGACUGUUGAAUCGAUAGAAGAAAAGAAAAGGGAUAAUAUGGAUGGUAUUACUUUCAAUGUGGAAGAUAAGUGGGAAAAAGAUAAUGUAGACUUUUCUCAGUUUGAAUUGGAACAUAAGGUGGAGAAAAGUAACGUGAAUUCUUUAAAUGUCGAAUUAGGAGAUAAUGUGAGGGAAGAUGAUGCGGUAUUUUCUAUUAUUAAAUUAGAAGAAAAUAAAAAGGAAAAGGACAGUUUAGAAUCCUUGACUUCUGAAUUGGAAUAUAAAGAUGAUAAGGAUAAUGUGAUUGUUGAUUUAGACCAUAAGGAGGAAAUAAAAGUUGAAAAUAUAAACGAUCCAGACGAUAUCUUUAUCCAGUCUGAGUCACAAAAACAAAUUGAAGUAGAAAAUAAAACGGAGGUUAUACAUAACGUAGACACUCCAAACGUGGACCAAUCAAAUGAUCUUGCAUCGGCAACAAAUAAUUCUCUUGAUUCUGAAAUUGUCCUUAAUACCGAAGAAAAGGUACAGCAGAUUGUAAAUAAAGUCAAUACACCUGAGAUAGAUCUAGAAAAAAAUGUUUUCGAUAAUAAUCCAUUUCAAAAAGAUAGAAUAUGCGAUGCUAAUACGAAUGUUACAAUAGAAAAGGAAGGGGAUACUAAGUUGGAAGAAAAUAAUCAAAUGGAAGCGCAAGACAGUCAAAAGAAUAUUGUAAAUAGUGAUGUAAAUAAUGACAAUGUUGAAAAAGAUAUCUUUAGUUCUGUUGAUGUUCCUAUAGAAUCAAAUACAGUAUUUAAAGAUAUUAAUGAACAAUUGCAUAGCGAAGAAAGCAAAGAAUCACAAUCUAGUCAAAACGAUGCAAAAGAUAUUAUCACGGAACAGAUCUUCCAUGAAUUUCGUAACAAUCGAAAUUUGUUAUACGUGGAAGAAAACGUGAUACCUGAUAAAGUGGAGUUGCAAAGGGAAGAUGGACAAAAAAAUAUAGGUGAUUCUGUAACUGAAACCUUACCUAAAUAUGAAGAUAUCAUAAGUAUCGAGGAUAAGGUUUACCCUGAAGCAGAAAAUAAAGAUAGAAUAGAAGAUGAAGUUCAUUAUAAUGAAAAUACGGAGGGUCUCACAAAUGUCGAAGAAGUAACGUUACUUUCUACAAUACAAAAUAUGCAAUUUUCCGAUGUUUGUACAACGGAUAACGAAUGCAUAAAUGAGGGUGAUAUAAAUUACGGCUUUAUAUCGCAAGAUAAAGAGUCUGUUCCUGAAGGCAGUAUUAUGAGAAUGAUAAAAGUAGAGCAUACAUAUUGGAUAAUGCUGUUUUAUUUAAGCAUAACUUCUAUUACUACGCUUAUGUUUACUUUAGGAUAUUAUUAUAUUGAGAAUAUGAGGAGAGAUGGUCAUUUGAUAGCAAAAAUAAAUAAAUUAGAAAAGGAAUUAUUUCUUUCUACAAAGGAAAGCUUGAUGUUGGAUGAAAAUUUGAAAUCAACUAAAAAUGAGUUAAACUCUAUGCAAGAUGAAUCAUUUGGAUCUAACGAGAUGGUAUUGUCUUUGAAAGCCGAACUAGAAGCUUCACAGAACGCAAAUGUUGAGUUGGAAGAUCAGGUUGCUAUGUUAGAAAAAGAUUUAGAAAAUGUAACAGAAGCAGGAUUAGAAUUGGAACGCAUGUUAAGAGAAGUUCUUUCGUCCAACAAUGAAGUUAAUCCGUUAACUCAAUCGGUAGAGGAUUUACAAGCUCGCUUAAAUGUUCAACAAAGCGCUAAUGAAUCUUUGACUAAUGCUCUCAACAUCAAAACUCAAGAGAAUGAAACUUUGUUGGCAGAGCUUAAUGCUAUGAAAAAAAAAUACGGGGAAUUGGAUACUGAGCUUAUACGUAUAACAGAAGAAUUUCGAAUCGAACUAAAUAAAAGAAGUAAAAUUCAAGAAAAUUUAAAUGAAAUAAUUCAACAAUUAGAAGUACAAGUUACGCAACUAUCUAUGGACAAAGCAAAUUUAUACAAAGAAUUAAAAAUUAAAGAAGCAGAAGUCAAAGAUCUCGUAGAAGUUAUUAACCAAGUAAAUUCGAAUAAUUUAGAUAUUGAAAAACUUUACGAAGUAUCUCAUGUUAAAGCAGAAGCGUCGCAACUUGUUGAGGAAAGAGAUGAAUUAAAGAUACGUUUAAGUGAAGUCGAAGGAGCACACAGUUUGUUAGAAGAGCACAUGAAGCUUGUUAAAGAAGAAGUGUCCUCGUUGAGUGAACAGUGUAAAGUGGCUGAAAAAGAGAAGCGAGAUGCAGAAACACGAUUGGAAGUUAUAUCAAACUUUUUCAAGGAGAAAGAAGCUCAACGACAAAAGGAAGAAGCGUUAUGGUUACAAAAACAAGGUGAAGUUAUGUCUACCGUAGAAAGAAUACAUACAAUGCAAAAUGAAAUCCAAGGAUAUAAACAACAAAUAGAAAUGUUGAAGCGUGAAAUAGUGGAUCAAGAAAGGGAAUAUAAGAGUCAGAUCUCUACUCUUGAAACGAAGGCACACGAACAAUGGGUCAUGGCACGACAAAAUGAACGUCGUUUAGAAGAAUCAAAGGCAGAAGCAGGACAAUUACGUAAUCGUCUUACACUAAUAGAAAAAAAUAUAAAUGAUGCCGAUGCCGAUACAAAAUUACAUCGCUUGGAGGCAAAUGGAGAGACUACAACGUCGCCUCCAUUAUUCAUAGGCGCAGAUUCAUCAAGUUCUCCUAUAAUGUUUACUGGUUCUUCAGGUGUUCCACCCCCACCACCACCGUCAUUCAUACAUCCUUCGCUUUUCCCUACAUAUCUACCACCACCUUUGCCUUCCGCUUCAGGAUUACCACCUUAUGACGUUGGACAACGACCGCCACCUUUGGGUGGUCGAUUAUCUUCUCCACCUCCCUUACUAUUACAUCCUCAUCCAUCUGGCAGGUACGACAAUGCAGAUUCGCCACCACCUUUGAUAUCCCCACCUUUAUUACUCCCUUUCAAUCAUAGAUCACAUCCGCCUCCCUUUGCUAGCGAUCAUAUUCAUCCUCCUCCACCACCUCCUCCACCUGGUUCGAUAUUGCUACCACCCCUUGGAACGUCGCAUUCAUGGGGGGAAGAAACACUGCAGGCACCACGCAAUUCUGGUUUUCACCCACAUCAGCGAGAACAACGAGCUCGCAACCAUAAAGGUUCCUUGCAUUCGUCUGGGGAGUCAUUGGAUAAGUCACAUCAUAGCGGAAAAGUAUAACUUUUGUAUUUUAGUCUUUAAACAAUCUUAUACAAAGGCCAAAUCUAUUACUAUUUUAUAUAGUAACAGAUUCAUCGUAUAACAAUUUUCAAUAAAUAUUUCAUAGGGAGAGCAUAGUAUAUAAUAUAUACUAUGAAUCUUUCUUGAGCAUUUAAAUUGAAAUCAAGAGAUAGAGAGAGGGGGAGAGGGAGGAACACAAAUAAACCAAUAAAAACAUUGCAUUUUCCAUUUGAACAUAUUUUGUAAAUGCUGUUUAUUAUCCGAUAAAUCCAUAAAUAUUAUACUAUUAUACUUAUGUGAAAUUACUCUGAGAAUUUUUUACAGCAUUGCUACAAUUAUGCUAAUGUUGACAACAAUCAUAUAUUAUUAAAAAUAAAAAAGGGAAUAUUAAAAGAAAUUGCUGUACAAUUGAAGUGAAACAUUCUUUGAAAAAUCUAACUAUUUAAAAAAUCAUUCUGUAAAAGGUACACUUACUUUCUAUUUCAAAGUAUGAAAUAAAUUCAAACGACGUUGUAAUAUUGAGUAUUGCAAUCAACAUAAAUAAAAAUGCAGUUGUUAUGAUUUUAAUAAAUUAAAAAUAAAUUGCAAUUUAUUUUAAAACAUUUA
Vespa velutina is the source of this 4843-nucleotide messenger RNA. RefSeq names its product transport and Golgi organization protein 1 (gene Tango1). Lineage: Eukaryota; Metazoa; Arthropoda; Insecta; Hymenoptera; Vespidae. Gene Ontology annotation, cellular component: endoplasmic reticulum exit site; endoplasmic reticulum membrane. The transcript has 16 exons. The record is from RefSeq and is a predicted model, not a curated record. Gene Ontology annotation, molecular function: protein binding. The coding region runs from base 29 to 4237 and encodes 1402 amino acids. Gene Ontology annotation, biological process: protein secretion; endoplasmic reticulum to Golgi vesicle-mediated transport; vesicle cargo loading.